AACCGCGAGACGGUGCACGAGCGCGAGGUGCAGACCGCAAUGCAGAUCAGCCACUCCUGGGAGGAGAGCUUCAGCCUGAGCGACAACGACGCCGACAAGGCCGCCUCCCCGAAGCGCGUCGACUUCGUGCCCGUGUCCCCGGCGCCGUCGCCCACGCGGGGCAUCGGAAAGCAGUGCUUCUCGCCGUCCCUGCAAAGUUUUGUGAGUAGCAACGGGCUGCCCCCGAGCCCCAUCCCCAGCCCGACGACGCGGUUCACGACGCGGAGGAGCCAGAGCCCCAUCAACUGCAUCCGGCCCAGCGUCCUGGGGCCCUUGAAGCGGAAAUGUGAAGUGGAGACUGAGUACCAGCCAAAGAGGUUCUUCCAGGGCAUCAGCAGCAUGCUGCCGUCCGACGUGGCGCAGCUGUCAGAGCCCGGCGCCUGCGUGCCGCCCGAUGCCUUCGACGGCAACAGCAGCGGCGCCGGCUCGUCGGGGAACUCGCCCGCCAAAGCCAGCACGACCACCGACUCCCCGCUGUCGCCCGCGCAGGCCGCCUCGCCCUUCCUCCUGGUGGACGAACUCACGUCCAAGUGA
This is a messenger RNA of Elephantulus edwardii (Cape elephant shrew), 573 nucleotides long. Its product is annotated as protein FAM122A-like. Gene Ontology annotation, molecular function: protein serine/threonine phosphatase inhibitor activity. Gene Ontology annotation, biological process: mitotic G2/M transition checkpoint. Lineage: Eukaryota; Metazoa; Chordata; Mammalia; Macroscelidea; Macroscelididae. The annotation marks the transcript as partial. Gene Ontology annotation, cellular component: cytoplasm; nucleus. The record is from RefSeq and is a predicted model, not a curated record. The transcript has a single exon.